AACAGCGGACGAAAUGUCAGUGCCUUUUGGAAGGUGGAACGGAUUCGACACAGGGACGAUCACCGAGGUCAUCGAUUUGAGCUCAAGUUUACGGUGGCACCGGUCAAAGAUUUCCAGUUGGAUGAAAAUGCCAUUGUGAAUAGAAGUUUCAUAAUUCGAGACGAAGAUUAUCCACGAUAUUUUGGUACUGUUUCUCCGAAUGCCAUUCCGAUGACGAAACGUAACGAUCAAACUACGCCAAGCCAAGACCGAGCCAUCUUUGAUCCCGUUUAUCCGUAUCACCCGCAAUAUGCUCACACACGCUAUUACAGCCGACCUACGCAAUCGUCCUUGACUUUGGGAGAAUACUUGAUUCAAUCACUGUUUUCCAGUGCUGAUACUACACCUAAAGUGCAACAUCAUCACUAUAUGUCAAGCUCGGGCAUGAAACUUGGUUCUGCUUUCAACAGGAUCAAAUUCCCUGAUACGAUUACAACUUCAACAUCUCCAAAGUUCUAUCACCACAUCCACUUCCAAAGGCCAUCGAUGGCUCCUCUAGCUCCAACUGCCCCUCCAAGUCCGCCAAUGACCAAUGAUGUCCAAACGUCAACGACGAACUUUGCCCAGCAGGACUUCUCGAAGGCAGUGGAUCUCCGAGGAACAACAACCGAAACGUUGGAAGCUAAGCCGAAUACCGAGAAUACGGUUGUGGCGCCCAGGCCGAUGAUCCAACCCAUCCAGCCGCAGGUUGUACCAAUUCAAAUGUUCCGAUAUCCACCACCGCUGGUAGCAUUCCAACCAGUUGGCAAUUAUCACCAUCCGCUGCAAACUCCGCAACCAUUGGCUCAAGCUUCCCAACAACAACCGCAAAUUUCAGCAGUCUCGCCCAUCCCUCAACAAUCCAACCCACCACCACUACAACCACUUCCCCCGAACCUAGUUCAAUCAAUCCCAAUCUUCAAUCCCCAAGGCCAGGUUAUGCUCAAUCACAUCCCGGUUUCCCCCAACCAUAUGGUAUCCGUAUCCCAACCUCCGAUUGCCAUCCCAGUGCACGUGCAACUCAUACCUUCCCAGAACCAACUUUAUGCACCUCCCCAAUCCGAUGGACUCCACCCUAUACCAAUCCGAUUGCUGCCGGCGGCCCCGGUUCCUAUGUACUCUCCAGUGAAUCCCUACCUUGGUCCACAUCCAGCUUACGUGGCCACCAAACACCCUAACCAAACCCAUCUACCGCACUUCCCGUUCUAUUCCCCGAACAGUAUCCCAACUACUCUCAAAUACACCGCUAUCAAGUAUACCCCACAACCCUCCACCAGUCCUUUGGCGAGCCCAACUGCGUCGUACCAUCGAUACUCGUCACUUCCGACAGUCCAGGCGUCCCCAGCGGGCUAUCGAGAAAAAUUCACGGCUCCACAGUUCAGACCGGCGGCUGUCAGUAGCACAGCUGCCCCAUCGCCAGUGAGCAAGUUACCAGAUCCGGAACCAACCGGAAAUAACGCCGUUUCACCCAAAUUUCAAUCAUUUGGUAUCGAAAAUGCAGUUACCCCCAAAGCGACCUCCGCAUAUCCCGCCAGCGUAACGGCAAGCGGAGGAGGAGACAAUCCACAAUACACGCCAUCCCUCGGACACAGCUCAUCCGUCCAGGGAGCCCUUUACAGCAACUUCAUCGAUGACAAGGGUGCGGUUAGCGAGAGUGGUAGAUUGUAUUCGGAUUCGUACAACCUCAACCUGACCACUCCAAUCUCUAUCACGACACCUGCUCCGGCAAUGUCAUUCACCCGAUUUGCCUCAUACACCAGUGGACCGCACAAAGUUCCUUCACCAACGAUCGUACCGCCACAGCUGGAAACACCAAUUUCAUCGACCCUAAAGAGUUACCACUACAUCAAUCAUCACGACAACUAUGAAUUCGUACCAUCAAGAGUCGUCGAACUGGCACACGUUAAAAAGGGAAAGAAACAGGGCAAACGGAAAAAUCCCAACAACAACAACAGCAACAACCAUCACCACGUAACCGUUACUAGUCAUAAGCCGUUGAAGUUCAGCGAAGCACCUGAUUUUGCCACGCACCGACCAGAGUCACAGCUAAGUGUACAGUUACCGCCUCCAGCUACUAGCACAUUCUACGGCACUCCAAAACACAACCAAAAGGUCCAAAAACCGAAGAACUACUCAACGCUACCGUACAGCAGUUCAACGACACCUUUCCCAACAUCCCUGACGACUCCGGCUUCAACAACCUUCGGAACCAGUGCCAGUCCAAUCCCCGCACUAUCUGAGGCCACCCCUAGCAGCACUGCCGGAACCAGCACAACUGCCAGCGUAAGCUCAACGACCGCCACCACGGAAAAACCAUUCACAGCUUACCAAUCGGCCCAACCCAUCACCAGAAGCAACGACGUCAUCACCAGGAAAUCCGACGACAUCAACCUCAUCACAACAGUCCGGCCUCGUUUGGUUAUCAAAACCGUCUACAAACCAUUCUCAAGCACAACGCAACAGAUCAUAACCAACUCCAUGAUGGGUCAAUACUCACAUAUGGUAACCGAAAAACCCGCCCUCAAAUGGGUCCCCAAACGACCACGCAGCCGAAAGCAAGGCCGUGUGCCCAGUAACAACAACAAUGACUCUGCAGGAGCCAGUUCUUCGGCCAGCAUCGAACAGAUCUCAUCGGAGCAUGCCUUGAGAACCCAAACCGCUGCCCCUGCACCGCAAAUAACGAGCCGAGCUAGCUUCGAAAACCAAGUGAACCGACUUCGAUCACGGGGACGAUCCCGCUACAACCAUCCACGCGUAACGACUCCCAUCAAUCCUCCAGCCCAACAACAACACCACAAUCACUACCCGAUGCGUACGGCCCAUCAUCGACAACGAACAACCAGCACCACUACCUCAACAUCUACCAUCCGUCCAAUCCCCGGUGUAACUUCUUCCGCCUUCGACAGUAACCGAUUGGACAGCCGACCGGACGAAAGUGCCCAAAUCUCCGUCACAAUACCCCGAAGUCCCUCAAGCAACGAAAAAUCGAAACGAGACGCUACCAACGAAGAAAACGAAUCCAUGGCGGCAGAACCUCUCGUCUCGAAGCUGAUCAACACCAACUCCGAAAUACCUCUCCGUACCGAGUACGAAGUCGUUAAAGCCGAUCUCAAACCCAUCGAAACCAACCACUCGGGAAUGAUUCUUUUUGAAGCCAGCGAUGCUAGCCACGGACCGACGGGCUUUUCUACUCCCUCGCCUCAAACCACUUUCGAAGAUCUAACCAUGUCCAUCAUCAACCAUGCGAGGGCCAUCAGCAACCUGACCACACCUCUCGAUCACUCCAAUUCCAACGAACUGUUCACGAACGAGAUCAAUCACAAGGACGAACAUGACGAAUACAGUAAAAUAUCGGAAACAACGCUACCUUUCGUGGCGGCAACGGAGCCCAGCAUAAUCCCCAGUGAUCAACAACAACAAGCAUCGGUCGAAAGCACACUGCCGGAAGCGACGGCGGCAACAUCAAACGAUGUUGUCGAGGCUGUUACGGCUGCAGUUGUCGACGAUUCGAUAGCAGAAGAACAGCAAACCGAAUCGCCGAGUGAGCUGCACGAAACGACGGACGCAGACGAGAUCAGCAGUAGGAGCGAAACGACUGUUAGUGUAGAUGAAGUGUGAUGACUGACGAGGGUGACAGAAUCUUCUUCUGAGCGUGAGCGUGAUGAGUGCGAAACCGAAAUCCAACUGAAAAAAAAACAAUCAGAAUCCAAAAGCAGAAGCAAUCGAAAGUUGAUAUUUAGGUAGGAUGUUAAGGCCGUGCGUAAUUUAUGAGUAUACUAUUUAUAGGGAAGAUCCGAUCGGAUCAAUGAUAUAACAAUAAUUAUCAUGUGGGGGGCUUGAAUGAAAUUUGUAGAAAGAUAAAUCCCAAAAGCCACCGGGAUCCAUGUAGAUGCAUUCUAUAGCGUCAAAGCUUGUAGAAAUCGAACUUUACCGUGGGAGAAAAAACAAUGAAAAGUGAUGAAAACGCUUCUAGAAGAGCGCAGACAUAACAACUAGAAAAAAAACAAUCGGGAACUGUAUACAAAGUGUUAUUUUGUUUAUGUCAAAAUAAAGCGAUAAUUUAUGAUA
This is a messenger RNA of Uranotaenia lowii, 4086 nucleotides long. RefSeq names its product mucin-2-like. The annotation marks the transcript as partial. The transcript has a single exon. The record is from RefSeq and is a predicted model, not a curated record. Lineage: Eukaryota; Metazoa; Arthropoda; Insecta; Diptera; Culicidae.